Molecule: messenger RNA, 3853 nt
Organism: Cyprinus carpio (common carp)
Lineage: Eukaryota; Metazoa; Chordata; Actinopteri; Cypriniformes; Cyprinidae
Product: zinc finger BED domain-containing protein 4-like
Exons: 4
Coding region: 163-2331 (722 amino acids)
Molecular function (GO): DNA binding
Source: RefSeq, a predicted model, not a curated record
AAGGGAAGAGAGAAGAAAUUGUUUCAUAGGAAAUUCUCCUCUGUUGUUCGGUAGUAACGGAUACGUUAUAUGGAUUACAUAAUUAGAUUACAAAAAUCAAGAGUCUACUAAUAGAAUAUGUGCGUUUUAUAAGAGCUGUCCACGCCGGAGCUUCGUGUGAAGAUGGAGCGGUCUCGUUCAGCAUUUGACCACUGGAUGCACAAACACCACUUCACGUUCAGGGACACAAGAGGGAGAAACAUUACUGUUCAGUGCAACCUCUGCCUCCCAAAGAUCAACAUCUUAUCCACUGCAAGGGACUCGACGUCUAAUCUAAAGAAGCAUUUGGAGUGUCACUCACCUUGCCAGAUGCGCAAACGCCAGCACACCGAAAUAUCGGAGCCUGAGCCUCUUUUUCUCCCACCUAAGCGGCUAAGGUCUGCUGUAUGGGAGUAUUUUGGGUAUUUAAAAGACCCAGGAGGCACCAUCAAUGUUGAUGGUUAUCCAGUUUGUAGAUUGUGUCGGAAAAAAGUGUCGGCUCGGGCAAGCAACACCUCAAACAUGGCGCACCAUCUCCGUGACCACCAUCCCAAGGAAUUUGCAAAGAUGAAUAGAAAGCAUUCUGUGGUGUGUAGGAGAAAAAUAAGAGAUACACCAAGCAGUGAAGCACCAAGCAGUGAUGGACCAAGCAGUUAUGGACCAAGCAUUUUGGAAAAUCAAACAGCAGAACUGUCUGAAGCAAAAGAAGCUAAGAUUGAUCCCACAAUUUAUUAUCAGACAUCCCAAUCAAGGCUAAAUACCCUGGUUUUCAAUUUCAUCGUGGAGGAUGUGCAACCUAUUUCAAUUCUAGAGCAACCUGGUUUCAGGAGGUUGAUCGAAGUUUUAAGCAGGGGCAAAAAAGUCAUGAGUCAAAAUGCUUUUAUCACUAAACUUGAAGUAGCAUUCAAUAAAAUGAAAGGGGAGCUAAAAGUGAAACUCGACAAAGUGAAGACAUUAUGUACAACUGCUGAUGUAUGGUCUGUGCAGGACAGAAGUUAUUUUGGAAUGACUUGUCACUGGCUUGAGGACAAUCUAGAAAGGAAGUCUGCUGCUCUUGCCUGCACAAGAAUCCCCAUCAGCUAUACUUGUGAAACCAUCAUCGCUAAAAUUCAAGAAAUUCAUUCUUCCUAUAACAUCGAGAGCAAAGUUCAGGCCACCGUCACUGACAAUGGUAACAAUUUCGUUAAAGCCUUCAAAGAAUUCUCUUCUGAGGAUGACCAAGAUGUGGAGCAAAGUCAUUUUGAGGAUUUGGGCAGUAUUCUUUGUGAUGGAGAAAUGGGUGGAGACUUCUUUCUGAGUUAUUUCUUGCCACCCCACCAACGGUGUGCUUCUCAAACACUGAACUUGAUUGCCUCAAAGGAUCUAGCAGAUGCCGUCUCAAAGGGACAGGCAGGUAAACUGCACAGCAGUGCAACUGAAAAAUGUGCAGCAAUAUGGCACAAGGUCCAAACUUCCACUGAAGCUGCUGAUGCACUGGAAUCCAUUGCAAAAAUGAAAUUCACAGUUCCUUGUCUGAAUCAGUGGAGCUCAGAAUACUAUGCCAUUAACAAGCUGAUGUCACUUACUGAUUCACAGCUCAACGAAUUGACCGAAGUCUUGGGUGUUCCACGUUUUACACCUGAUGAAACUGCGUAUCUCACAGAAUAUAAUGACGUCUUCAAACCAGUGGCUUUUGCGCUGGACCUUCUACAUGGAGAAGAAAAGUGCUUCCUUGGCAUUGUGAUACCAACUUUGUUGACCCUUAAAAGGAAGCUUGAGGAGAAGGCGGCAAACACCCGCCUUUUCUCGAAGGUCAUUGACAGCACUGUUAAGGCAAUUGACUCUCGCUUCAAGCAGGUGUUUGACAGUUCUGAUGCCAGAUUGGCCACAGCCACCAUGCCACAGUUUCGACUUUGGUGGUUACCAGAAGAUGAGAGGGAGAGUCUUCGAGCACAGUUGAUCACUGAAGUUUUACAGGUCGACCAAGGGACCGAAGAAACCGAGACCAAUGGAGGCUCUGUUCAUGAGGAAGAAUUCUUUUCAUAUGGACCUGGAAGUUCUGGCAACAAAGGUGGAAAGAGGGAAGCAGCGGAAGAGGUGUGGCUGUAUCUUCAGGGCACAAACAAAGAUCUGAAAUGCUUAAAUGAAUUUCCAGGAGUGAAAAAAGUGUUCAUCAAGUUCAAUACAACUCUACCCUCAAGUGUCCCAGUACAACAGCUCUUCACCAAUGGGAGCAAUAUUGUGACCCCAAAAGGACAUCACCUCUCAGAUGAACAUUUUGAGCGUGUACUCCUUUUACGUUACAACAGCAAAAUCACCACUGCUUUGGAAUAAUUCAUGGAGGAACACUGCUGAUGUUUAUUGUAAAUAGAUUCUUUUUAUUUUUUGUAUAGUUAAUAGGAUAUAUGUUCCGUCUCUUUUAACCCCCCCCCCCCCCCCCCAAAUAUUACAAAGUUUUUCCACAUAAAAGCAUGUGCCACCAAAAACCUUUGGUCAUUGUUUAUUACUUAGUAAACAUGCCAACAAAAAUAAAUUUGUUACUUUUAAAGUUUAGACUAGUGGUUCUAGAACUCUUCAUACAACAUGUUAGUAAUAGAAUAAUCUAAAUGUAUAAAGAUUAGUUCGUACUCUAAAUUAUGAUUUGAUGUUAAGAGCUGUUGUUCAAUGCUUUAAAAAAUGCAUAACUGUUAUCAUGUUAAAGCACCAGGGGCCCGUUUCAGAAAGGAGGUUAAGUGAAAACUCUGAGUAUGUUAACGCUGAAAUGAGGGAAACUCUGGGUUUUCCGUUUCAAAAUGGGAGGUUUGUCAAACCUGAGAAAGCAGGGUAAAUCAAACCUGUUUCUGAAAGAGAGGCAACUUAUACUCAGAGGAUGCAUUGAUGACACACACACACACACACACAUAUAGAUUACUGUAUGAAAUGGAAGGAUGGCAGAUGGAGGGGUAGUACAAGAUAUAUUCCGUAACCACCACCACAGCUGUUAAAUAAAGACAAAUUAUUUACAGUUUAUUAGGUCAUCUUUAUUUUCUACAAAUACAAAAGCAACAGUUAUUCUUUUUCCUUUUGAAUUUUAAAAUUCUUCUACUUGACCAUCUCCUCUUUAUCUGUCAGUGCUGGUGCAGGUUCUCCCCCCAUUUUGCGAGCCUCUGCCUUCUUGCUGUCGACUGAGUACAAGUCAGUUGCUAAUUUCAUUACUCUAAUUAAGAAAUGUAACAGGUUGGAUUAGGGAAUAUUUCAUUAGCCAAUGUGGAAAAACAUGCUGCGCAUUGCAACAGACACUCAAUGAUAUUUAAUAUGUCAAAUGUUUGUAACGUCAUGUAGCCUACACCCAUGAAACUUCUAUGCUUAAUGUUUUACCAUGAUUGAAUUUUUUUUUUUUUUAAGAAUUAAUUUUUAGAUGCUGCUACGUUCUUUUUUUUCUUUUUGAAAAUGAAUAUUAGUUAAUAUUUUUUAAUAAUUUACAGUUUUCACCUCUGAUAUUAUAACAGUGAUUUAAUUAAAGUUAUUUAUUGACUCAUAUACAUAUUGAAGUAUGCAGACUCUUUUUGUCGGCGCUGUUGCCAUGGUGAAUCAUAAUUUCAGAGCUCCAUUGAUCAUGACUUCUCAUAGUGGUGGUGCAUGCACGAAACUCAGUCAGCCUAUUGUGAACUAACACAAUUUAGCUGUUCUGAAACCGAAAACUCAGAGUAAGUCAACUCAAGAGUUUAGGUUUAGACUCAGAGUUGGUUGAACCUCCUUAUUGAAACAGGCUCCAGGUUGCUUAAUUGCUUAGCAGCCAUAAACAAACUAUAUCACAUGGUGGAAUAAUUGUCCAUUCUGAUUCUUGUUACUAAUAAAUGUAUUUUUUGAAAAUUGA